UCUAUAGACGCCACUUUAGCAGCACGUCACGUUUUGGGAUAGGGACGGAGACGGGCAAAUCUUCCCUUGGGGCGUCUUUUUCGACUUCCAAGAACCGGGCUUUAACAUUCCCGUCUCCAUCCUUAUCAUUCUCAUCGUCAAUAUCAACUUCUCCUACCCUACGCGAAUGGCUACAGCUGGCUUCCAGAUCCGUCCUUUCGAGUAUACGUCCCAAACAUCCACAAAGCCAAGCACGGUUCCGACUGUGGCACCUACGACCCGGAAGGAAGAUUCAUUCCGCAGGCGUUCGAGAACCUUCUGCAAAUACGAUCACAACAAUGAUGGCGCGUUGACAGUACGGGAACUGUUCAAUCUGAUGCACAGUCAUCGCUGCGCGGCCGAUCCAUUUGGAUGGGGCGCAGCUUUUUUCGAGUGGGGGACGACUUGGCUUCUGAUUCAGAAGGAUGCUAGAGUCUACAAGGAAGAUCAUCAGGGAGACUAUGAUGUAAAUCUUCACGUCUGUUAACGCCUGACCUAGAUCGAAGUGGGGUCCUCUAUUCUGGG
Messenger RNA from Aspergillus novofumigatus IBT 16806, 543 nucleotides. RefSeq lists its product as uncharacterized. Bases 167 to 505 code for a protein of 112 amino acids. NCBI's taxonomy places the organism in Eukaryota, Fungi, Ascomycota, Eurotiomycetes, Eurotiales, Aspergillaceae. The record is from RefSeq and is a predicted model, not a curated record. The transcript has 2 exons. Gene Ontology annotation, molecular function: monooxygenase activity; calcium ion binding.